CCACCUAUCGGCCAUCAUCAUAUCUCCGCUCUGCCGCCGCCCCGCCCGCCCCAGACACGAGAGUGACGUAUAGGCCUAUUUUUAUAAGGAACCCACCCACUUUUGUCUUGUUUAGAAGGAAGAUGGAAAACCGUUCACAAGAACAGCCAUGGAGGUUGAGAGUUCUAGUGGAGCCACGUGGAUUUAUCAAGAUCCUGGAAUUUAUUCUUGCUGUUUGUAUGUUUGCUACCACAGCAGGUUAUGGUGAUGAAUUGCGGUAUACCAUCACCUGUAAUAAAACUGGUGGGCCCCAAAAUAAAAAGUUCAAAAUCGCUUAUCCUUUUGAACUCAACAAAGUUCUUGUACCUGGAGGUUGUACAAUGGGUGACUACUACCUUGGUGGUGAUGCUUCUGGAGCUGCUAAGUUCUUUGUAUGUAUAGGUGUACUUGCCUUUCUCUAUGUUAUUGGUAUCACCGCUUGGUAUGUCUUUUUGGAACACAAGCAUCUCAAUUGGGAUAUGGUUCCAAUGGCUGACUUUGUCAUUCACUGCUUUUUCACUUUGUUCUUCUUCAUCUCGUCUUGUGUAUGGGCAGCUGGUGUGAAUGAGGUGAAAACUCAUACAGAUUUUGACAAUAUUCAAGAGGAUGUGUUAUCUGCUGAGUGUAUGAACACUAAUAACACCUGUAAACUCACGGAUCCCCUCAGUUUUGCAUCCCUCAAUGUCUCCCUGUUGUUCGGUUUCCUGAAUGCUGUAGUGUGGGGUGGCAAUUGUUGGUUUGUUUACAAAGAAACAUCUCUUUUUGGUAACAAACGUGAUGUUGAUAAUACUGAGGCAGAGAAAAACGUGGAUGUGCCAACAAACACUAUUUAAUUACUCUGACUGCCAGUAGCUAAUAUUCGCUUGGUAUUCAAUUGUUUUUUUUUCCCGUUUUUCUCAUUUCAUUGACCUUGAGAUGUCAAGUAAAAGCUAAAUUUACUAACAUCUAAUUUUUUUGUAUUAUUAUUCUAUAUACACUUAAUUUUACAUAAUUUUUUGGAUAUUUAUCUUUAGUAGAGGUAGAUCAAGUUAUCUCUGACUAUAUAGGGAGCUUGGCAUACUCAGGGGAUUGUGAUAGAGGGGAUAGUGAAUCUAGCAUUCAUAAAUACUUCAGACCUUGCACCAUUUACAUAAAGCAGUGUGAUUUUUUUUUUCAUCAGUAUUACUCAGUUAUGUGGGAUUCUAUAAAUUCCUCCUUUAUUUCACCUGCUUAAAAAAAUUAAGGAAAGAUUGGAGAGGGAGUUGAAUUCCUCUUUCCUAUAAAUCUAUCUUUCAUUUUAAUCCAUUUGUUUCUUUUUGUACUUCAACAUUAACUUUAUUUUAUAUAAUUUAGAUAUUAACUUUGUGCACAGAAAUGUAGCAUCAUGAUUCAUGACAGAUUUGGGAAAACUGUAAUAUUAACAGUAUUAAAAUGAAUAUGAAAUUUCUUGAAAUGAUUAAAACACAGCAGCGGACUAGUAAUGUACAGAGUAUAUUUUGUUUAAUUGAAUAACUGACCAAAUGAAGGCACUUUCAAUACAAGAUGAUAUUCAAGUGUUUGAGUGAAUAGAACAAACUAUUAGUUUUUUAUUUCAAUGAUGUUCAUUGGCUUUUGUACAAUUUCUGUCUUGUUUACAAGUUUACACAUGAAAACAUACUUUUUCUCACUGCUGUUGUUGUUACCAGAACUUUAAACGGACGUGCAGGAAAUUUUGUACACAUAAACUAGAGGUGAUUUCCAACAAACGUUCAUGACCCUUUUUUUAAAGUUGAAACCCAGGGAGCCCAAUACACCUACAAAACAAAACUGAGUUUCAUCAAGGACUGUACAUUACUGCAAUUACCACUAAUAAGACUUGUCACAUGCAUGGUGCGGUCGGUUAACGAUGUGUUCUAAGAAACCAAAGGUCGUAAGUUGGAAUCGCAUCUUGAUAUUCAAAUUUAAGACUGGUGAACGGUCACUCUUGUUACAAAUUAUAUCUAGUCAUAAAUCAUCACAAUGGUAUGUAAUAAAUUGGUAGGAAAAUAUUAGACGAUGAGUAAUCGCUGGUAAUAGGACUAUUUUUUAUUGCCUGUGCCAAGUGUGAGUUUUCUUGUCCAAUUUUUGCGCAUGUUGUCAUGUUUGGAGGGCGCCCAUACAUGCUAUUUACUGACGGCAACAACAGCUCAACAAAUAUACAUAAGUUAUUUGCACAGUUUGUCUAGUUGUAUCUUCCCCUAACUCCCAGCAGUAAAGUCUGUUGUUCUAUAAUAAUAAUAUGUAACAGUAAAGCAAUACGUUGUAUGAGAAUGUGUAGGUUAUUCCAUUCAAAACUAGCCCCAUGGAUCGUAUACAUACUACUUUAUUCAGCAUUGCAUUCCCAGUAUGCCAGAUGUUUCUAAACAAUUUCUUUUAAUUUAUCUCAUAGUUAGUUAUUAACAUUUCAAAUAAACACUAUUUUGAUUUCUAUGAAUGAUUUGGCAUAUUUUGAUACUCUACUGGUACAGUAUAUAGUUGUAGUUGAGUUAUAAUUAUGAUAAUCAUAGGGUUUAUAUGAUAUGAAGUUUGCUUGUUAGUGUUAAUUGUUUUCAUAUAAAGUAUAUAAUGUGUGUUAUGUUUUCAUCAUGUAGUAAUUGUACCUCAUUUCAAUUUGAGCAACAUUUAGUCAAAAGUUUGUUGAACCCAAGUUUAAAAUAUAACUGUUUCAUUAUGUGAGGCAGGUAAAAUAUUGUUUUACCACAAGUAUUCUGUCUAGUAGGUGCAAUCCUAAUUUGCAGUGCUUGUGUACAUAUCAAGAACCUAUUGGUACCAAAAACUUGAGUAGACAGAUGCAGAAAAUAUAAACACCUUUUGGUCUAUUAGGCCUACUUCCAUGGGUUCACCAUAAACUUGACUACCGGUAAGCCAUUGUAGAAAGGCAUACUGUAGUAAUGACCGAUUAGAUUACCUCUAUGAACCAUAAAUAUAUCAUUUUGAGUUUUAUAUAUCAAUACUAGGUCUUUAAAUAACAGUACGCCCUCCAAUUCGAGACCACCUUUGGGACCUGAAAAUUUCUGGUGGUCUCGGGGUUGGUCUCCAAUGAGAAGGCUAGCUUUGUGUUAAAAGGUUGAAGAUUGUUAUUUGGGUCUUUGGAAAAGUGGUCUCAAAUUCGAGGGGUCUCGAAUUGGAGGGUGCACUGUAAUAUUUCAUGCUAUAUCUUUUUUAAAUUACUGUAUAUUUUAAGUUUUCUUUUCAUAUGAAAGGUCAUUCAAUCAAACUUUUUCAAUAACUUGCAACUCAGAUUUUACUUAAGAUUUUUUUAAUACUGUAGAUGCCAAACAAUUUAUAAAUAUUUAAAAAAAUUACAUAGGCAAUGUAUAAACAGGUAAAUGAAAAUGCGUAAUCAUAAUGUAAGAUAUUGCUAAUAUUCAUGACAAAGUUUCAAACAUUGAAUGUUGUGUUGAUUAAAUAUUUUUAAUUGUUUUAUGAUUGUGAUAUUUUUUUAACUUGUUAUGAACGUGAGAACCAUAAUUGGAUACAGUUUCAGUUACAAAUCACUUGUAGGGCUGGAUGUCUGUGCAUUAGUGUUAGUAUCCUGUUUAAAUGAAAUAAAAUUACAGAAAUACAGUGUA
Messenger RNA from Anneissia japonica, 3587 nucleotides. RefSeq names its product synaptophysin-like. Lineage: Eukaryota; Metazoa; Echinodermata; Crinoidea; Comatulida; Comatulidae. The transcript is spliced from 6 exons. Gene Ontology annotation, cellular component: synaptic vesicle; synaptic vesicle membrane. The record is from RefSeq and is a predicted model, not a curated record. Bases 123 to 851 code for a protein of 242 amino acids.